CUCGUGAAAUUUUGUUCUUUGGGCCGCUCGGGAAUUUCACUCGCCCUAAAAAAGGAAACUUGAUUCCUUCUCGACGACGCGUACUCUGAAAGCCUCUCCUUUUGAAUAAACUCACUCGCCCGUGAGCACAAAGAGACGCUCACCUCCUCUCGUAUUGCUUGUCCAUCCAAUUAUUAAUCGAUGGUAACUUUGAGUCCGUUCAGUGUAUCAUCUGCGCCGUACGUGGAGUGGGGGGUGCGUACUGAUCCCAGCUUUUAUAAAAGUUCCACUUUUGCUUUCGGAAAACAUAAGUAGCUCAUCAACUCUUCUUGAUGUUGCCCUGUGCGAAUGCUGAGAAUUAAACUGUCAAAAUUUCUUGUCUAUCAGCGCAGCGGAUAAGAACGUGGUUGGAAGUUCUGGUCAGUUUCUUCUAUAGCGAUCCUUGCUUUUUAGGAGGAUUUCGGUGUGCAUUUGAGGUUUUAAUUGUUUAUUGUAAAUCGAGGCAUUGGCAUGAUGAUGCGCCACCCGGAAGCUUCAAAAUCAGGAGGUAAAACAAUUCAGGUUUCUGGUUUCCCUCUUAAUACCACGGCUCUUCAAGUAACAGAGUUUUUGGAGAAAUUUACGGGAGAGGGAUCUGUGUUUGCAUUGAAGCUUCGACAUCCCAAAAUUAUAAAAGCGACGUCAAAAGCAUUUGCUAUUGUGCAGUUUGUAAGCAGCGCGGGAGCUAUAGAUAUAAAAAAUAUGAUUUGUCUGCGGCGCUUGUGGUUUCAAGGCUAUUACUUGACAUCUAAAGAUGUUGAUCAUGACAUAGUACCCAAGCCUAGUACUUCGUCACAUGUUAUGGAGGAUGUUAUAGUGCAUUUUGGUUGCCAAAUUGCUGAAAAUAAGUUAUAUAUUCUCUGGACAGUGAAGGAUGUCAGAAUUGAGUUCGGAUUUAACUUGAGGAAGAUAUGCCUUUUCAUAUCAUAUAAAGAUUGCUUAUAUAAGCUUGAACUUUUUUAUGAAAGCAUUUGGGAGAUCCAGCUAUGCCAUUCUGUUACUCAACGUUGCCAGUUUCUCCAAAUCCAGGUCCAAGCUGCUCCAAAAGUUUAUGUGAUGCCUCCACAAAAUUCCUAUGCUAUGCAUGAAGGUCCAGAUUUUAAUUAUUUCAAGCAUUCUACUGAUGACCAGUGGAUAAGAACAACAGAUUUCACUCCAUCAUGUAGCAUUGGGCAAUCUUCAACAAUUUGUUUACAACUACCCUAUCAGUAUGAUCUUCCAAACAUAAAGGAUAACUUUGUUUACUUCCGAGAAGAUUAUUGUCAUCUUGAUUUGGUGAAAGGCUCUUCAUACUCGUAUGAUUUAGGUCUUGUGCCUAUUGUGAGACCUCCCCAUGGUUUCAGAGUUCCAUAUAAAAUUCUCUUUAAGAUUAAUCAUUUAGUGCAAAAUGGAACACUCAUUGGGCCAACUCUCGAUGAAAACUUUUUCAAGUUGGUCAAUCCUUCUUCUGUAGACAAUGAUUUGGUUGAAAGGGCCUUAGAAAAGAUGUCAUAUUUGAAAAGUUCUUGUUUUCGCCCUGCUAAAUGGCUUCAAGAGCAGUAUGGAAAACUCCAAAGAUUAAAAAAUCGUUCAAUCUCAGCUUCUAUUUCAUUGGAUGAUGGCUUGGUAUACGUUCACAGAGUUCAAGUAACACCUACAAAAGUGUACUUCUAUGGACCUGAAAUCAAUGUUUCAAACCGUGUGGUGCGUAAUUACACUGAAGAAAUUAAUAACUUUAUAAGGGUCUCCUUUGUUGAUGAGGAUGAAGAAAAAAUGCGUUCAAUUGAUUUAUUGUCUCGUUCUGGAGGUGCUAGCAGCAGUAGGCGUACCGAAAUCUAUCAGAGGAUAUUGUCAACACUUAGAAAUGGUAUAACCAUUGGUGAUAAGAAAUUUGAAUUCCUUGCUUUCUCAGCUAGCCAAUUGAGGGAAAAUUCUGCCUGGAUGUUUGCUUCAAGCAAUGGUGUAACAGCUGCUGGCAUCAGAAAUUGGAUGGGAAAUUUUAGCAGAAUAAGAAAUGUUGCUAAAUAUGCUGCCAGGUUGGGCCAAUCUUUUGGCAGCUCCACAGAAACUUUAACUGUUAGUAGAGAUGAGGUUGAAUUUAUUCGGGACAUUGAAAAUUCAGCGGGCUACAUCUUUUCCGAUGGCAUAGGUAAGAUUUCCUCCAAGUUUGCUAGAAGAGUAGCUAUAAAAUGUGGCUUAAAAAGUUCAACACCUUCAGCAUUCCAGAUAAGGUAUGGUGGUUACAAAGGCGUUGUGGCUGUUGAUCCAAUGUCAGUUAGAAAGUUAUCCCUGCGGGAUAGCAUGUGUAAGUAUGAAUCUGAAAACAUUAAAUUGGAUGUCCUUGCAUAUAGCAAAUAUCAACCUUGCUUUCUCAAUAGACAGUUGAUAACUCUUCUUUCUACUCUUGGAGUUCGUGAUAAUGUUUUUGAGAAGAAGCAAGAUGAGGUUGUUAAUCAAUUGGAUGAUAUUUUAAGUGAUGCUGAUAGUGCAAAGGUGGCCAUUGAGAUAAUGGCACCUGGAGAAAUAACCAAUGUUUUGAAGGAAAUGCUAAUGUGUGGUUAUAAACCGGAUGCAGAGCCAUUCCUUUCAAUGAUGUUACAGACAUAUAGGGCCUCAAAAUUGUUUGAAUUGAGAACUAAAUCGAGGAUAUAUGUUCCAAAAGGCAGAGCAAUGAUGGGAUGCUUGGAUGAAACUAGGAUAUUGGAGUAUGGUGAAGUUUUUGUUCAGGUUUCGUACAUUGGAAACACAUUGUAUCAUCUUAAUGGCCUUCAUACAUUCCCUGCGAGGGAAACUGAUCAACGUACUGUGGUGGUGAAAGGGAAAGUUGUUGUCGCUAAAAACCCAUGCCUUCAUCCUGGUGAUGUCCGCAUUUUGAGUGCUGUUGAUGUCCCAGAUCUUUAUCACAUGGUUGACUGUGUUGUUUUUCCUCAGAAAGGUGAAAGGCCACACCCAAAUGAGUGUUCAGGAAGUGACUUGGAUGGAGAUAUAUACUUUGUCUGUUGGGACCCGGAGCUUAUUCCGCCUCGUCAAGCUUCACCUAUGGAAUAUACAGCUGCCCCAUCUGAAACUCUUGAUCAUGAUGUUCAAAUUGAGGAAGUCCAGGAGUACUUCACAAAUUACAUCAUCAAUGACAGUUUAGGUGUCAUUUCAAAUGCUCACACGGUCUUCGCUGACAGAGAACCUAUGAUGGCACAUAGCCCGCCUUGCAUCGAGCUCGCAGAACUCUUCUCUAUUGCUGUGGACUUCCCCAAGACUGGCGUUCCAGCUGAAAUUCCUCCUCAUCUUUAUGUCAAGGAGUACCCUGACUUCAUGGAAAAGCCUGACAAAGCAACCUACAUUUCAAAGGGAGUGAUUGGGAAGCUCUUUAGGGCGGUGAAGGACCAUUUGCCCCCAGGGUACCUUAUAAAAUCCUUCGCAAAGGAGGUAGCAAAAAGGUCCUAUGACCCAGACAUGGAGGUUGAUGGCUUCAUGGAUUAUAUUGAUGAUGCCAUAUUUUUCAAGGAAAACUAUGAUUUCAAGCUCGGAAAUCUGAUGGAACACUACGGCAUGAUGAAUGAAGCGGAACUCCUUACUGGGAACUUGAUGAAGGUGUCCAGGAAGUUCAACAAGUACAGAGAUGGUGAAGCAGUCAGACUAGCUGUGAAGUCCUUGAGGAAAGAAGUAAGGUCAUGGCUUGAUGAAGACAAUGAUGGGGGCAAGAGUGCAGCUUCAUAUGCGAAGGCAUCAGCUUGUUAUCAUGUGACAUAUCACGAGGAUUAUUGGGGAACAUAUAAUGAAGGUUUAAAGAGGCUUCAUUUUAUUAGCUUUCCGUGGUGUGCAUAUGAUAAGCUCAUUACUAUAAAAAAGCAGAACAUGACUAGAAGGAGAGUUGCUUGUCUCGAAGAAGAGCGUCUGAGCCACCAAAUGGAGCAAAGAUUGAGAUUCUUAUAAUGUUAAAGAAAUGUGGGUGUAUAUAGCAAUAUGCUAGACUUUCUAUAUUUAUGCGUUUAGUUUCUGAAACCUUUGAAACAAUUUGAGCUUAUUUAUGUUAGAAACUCAAGUAUUUGCAUGCAAUGUUUUGUUUGUGUAUUUGAUUUGAAGGCAGUGAAGUAAACUUCACUUUUUGUUCAAAUGUACUGUAAACUAAAUGCUUUCAAUCUGAAAAUAUCUAUUUAGCAGAGUUAAACUUUGGAUA
This is a messenger RNA of Dendrobium catenatum, 4171 nucleotides long. RefSeq names its product probable RNA-dependent RNA polymerase 1. Gene Ontology annotation, cellular component: nuclear RNA-directed RNA polymerase complex. The transcript is spliced from 6 exons. Bases 490 to 3927 code for a protein of 1145 amino acids. Lineage: Eukaryota; Viridiplantae; Streptophyta; Magnoliopsida; Asparagales; Orchidaceae. The record is from RefSeq and is a predicted model, not a curated record. Gene Ontology annotation, biological process: siRNA processing. Gene Ontology annotation, molecular function: RNA-directed RNA polymerase activity; nucleic acid binding.